Umbelopsis ramanniana AG is the source of this 1926-nucleotide messenger RNA. RefSeq lists its product as uncharacterized. Bases 341 to 1696 code for a protein of 451 amino acids. The transcript is spliced from 3 exons. Gene Ontology annotation, molecular function: protein binding. Lineage: Eukaryota; Fungi; Mucoromycota; Umbelopsidomycetes; Umbelopsidales; Umbelopsidaceae. The record is from RefSeq and is a predicted model, not a curated record.
CUUACUGCCAUUCCAUACUCCUUGACUUGCAUCAGCGUACUUUUCAACUUGAGGUAUGAUUCUUGUUGCAAUGGUUUGAUGACAUUUCGCGAAAUUUUGAUCAAUAGCCUGCAAUGUCAGCGUGAUGUUCUGCUGUAAUUUUUCUAAUUCUGCAUUGAGCUGCUCGUCUGUGUACGAGGUCAUCUUGGUUUGUUGUGAUGGCACGCGCAAAACGACGCGAAGGUGAAAGAGAAAUUUUUGAACCGACGCGCUCGCUAAUUGCCCGUGACGUUCUUGGGCGACACACCGAGACCCAAAAAAAUAAAGCGACAGUACCCACACUGAACCCUCCAUUUCAUUCAUGAAGAAAAACGAGGAAAUAUUCGAAGAAGCGGUGCAGUACGAAGAAAAGGGAGAGCGGCAGGAAAGCACGGAGCAAGCUCGGGAGUAUUACGAGAAAGCUGGCGAAAUGUACUCUCGAGCACACGAACUUGACGAAAGCGACAUAGAUUCACUUUACAAUUGGGCAAGAGUGCUUUUCUUGCUUAUGGACUACGUCCCAGAGCAUGCUGAAGCUGAAGAGAGACUCAAUCUCCUUGAUAAAUCCAUCAGCAGAUUUCGAAAAGUACUUGAAAUGCAAACUAAUAAUGCGGACGCCAUGUUCAAUCUUGCCCAAGGUCUGACAGUUCGAGCCGAUUUGGUCGAGGACGUCGAUGGUAUCACUGAUGCGCAUGGCGAGGCAGCACAGGCUUUGCAGGAGGCCGUUAGUCUGUAUGAAUCGGCUUACGAGCUCCAAGAAAAGUUACACCAACAACAAACUCAUGGUAGCAGUACCUCCUCCGCUACGCCCAUCGCCAUCGCAAAAGCUCCCGUUACAGCCUUCACUUUAAUCGAAACGCUAACAUCGCUGGUCGAUGCAACCAGAAGCCUGGGAGAAAUGCUGGAUGAAUUCGAAGAUGUGCAGCUUCUGUACAAAGCAGCAUUAAGCAAGAUAUCUUUAGCCUACGGAAUUUUGGCCGAAAAUACCGAAUCGGAAGAAGACACGCCUGCGAUUAUUCAACUUUACCAAAGUCAUGCAAGCUUAUUGGCAGCGCUUGCAGAUAGAACAUUUACAGAUACGGGAGAGUUGGAUGAAAAAUCGUACAAAACGGCCAUUGAAACAUUAGCCAAAGUAAUUAUUUUAGACCAAGACAACGUCGAAGCGCAUUGUGACCUCGGCGACUUGUAUGGUGGAUAUGCACAAGCAAAAAUGCGAACCUGUACAGAUCAAGACAUAUCAUCGCAGGAAGAGAAAUCGUUAUGGGGAUUUUACACAGAGGCUACAAGGUGUUUUCAAACAGCUCUGGAUUACCAACCAGAUAAUUUAACCACGUUGUUUAAGUUAGGAGACAUCCAUUUUACCAGAGCACAACUCCCCUUUGCCAUAGCACGAAAACAAAAAACACAACUUUUGAAGAGUGCUGAAUACUGGUACAAGCAUGCUGUGGACCUCGAAACUAGCGAUUUGGAAGGCGGCUGGGUACCCUGGGCGAUGAGCGCUUGGGCCAUAGCCAAGUGGACGACGGAUCAUAUGGAAAAAUUAACCGAAGCCGAAAAUAUUUUGAAACUGUGGGUUGAACAAGGAGGUUCUCUGAACCUUUUAAAGGAAGUUGGUAAAGAUAAUAUCCUUAUGCCUGAUGAAUUUAUAACUUGGGCUUCGGAUAUCUUGUUACAAUAGUCAAUGAUGUCCGUUGCUCUAUCUAAUCGACGCCUUUGACGAUUCAAAACGAUAAAAAUAAACCCGAUUAUCCACCUUUGGUAUAUGCAGUUUCCCAUCCGGUGUAGUUCUAGCCUGUGCGUCUGAUGCAAUGCUCUCCAUUGGCCUUACCGUUUUCUAGCGGUUCGAGAAUCAUGUACUGUACCACGACAAAAUUGGGAAGCCCCCACCUAUUUGAACAGGCAAGCCCG